AGCUGCUCCUGUUUUGUUCUCUUCCCACUUCGAAAGACAGACCGAAACCUAGCCGCCACCCAGGAAGGAUACUUCUUUCGUGUCUCCCUCUGUUUCCUUAUACAGCUCUCCGCUGUUUCUCUUUCUUUCAAUUCGUUAAUCGAUUUGCUUUCUCUGAUACCAACAAAUGCUAGAAAGCAAGGCGGUGAUCGGUCUGACAUGGGAGCCCAAACUCCCUGGUUUUUCUUGCCAAUCUAAAACCACGUCUGGGUCUGAUUCUAAAUCCCAGAAUAAGCCCCAAAGCUCUGCCCUUUGGAAACCCAAUCAAGACCUCGUUGAUGGCCUCUUUCUGCCGCCUAGUGAUCCUUCGAAGCUUAACAAACUGCUCAGGAAGAAAGUCAAAGAUACUACUGGCACUGCCUGGUUUGAUAUGCCUGCCCCUACUCUCACUCCUGAGUUGAAGAAAGAUCUUCAAUUACUCAAGUUGAGGGGUGCCAUUGAUCCCAAGAGACACUAUAAGAAGGAUUCAAAAUCCAAGGCACUGCCCAAGUAUUUCCAGGCAAGUUUACUAUUAUAUUUUUCUAAACUGAUAGCAUAACAUUUUUUUUUUGAAAGUUAAGACUUCAUUCAUAAAUAAAGGAAGUCCAUAUACAAACAGAUGAGAGUCAAAGACUGGAAAGAGCACUUGUCUUGACAGCCUUCUGUACCCUAAACCCAGUCAGCUAAACACAUGCACCACACGUCCCAAA
Theobroma umbraticum is the source of this 728-nucleotide messenger RNA. Its product is annotated as Fcf2 pre-rRNA processing protein. Gene Ontology annotation, molecular function: RNA binding. Gene Ontology annotation, biological process: RNA processing. Gene Ontology annotation, cellular component: nucleolus. NCBI's taxonomy places the organism in Eukaryota, Viridiplantae, Streptophyta, Magnoliopsida, Malvales, Malvaceae. The record is from RefSeq and is a predicted model, not a curated record.